GGCCCGGCGCCGCCUCACGGAACCGCCCGCAGGCGGUUUGGCGCGGUGACCCGGCUCCGUUCAGGACGGGCGCCGUGUCUGUAGUUAAUGCAGUGGUGGAAGCAGCCCGGAGCGGGCCUGAGGCAGUUUUCCGUCAUAUUAGUGGUCAUCGAUUCCCGUUAGCACAGCGGAGCCCGAUGCGGCACAGCGCGUUGUGUCCCAGCCACGUUUUCUGCCCUGUGCGGGGUGCGGGACGGUGAGCGCAGUGCUGCGACCGCAGGGAUCAUCGAGUCCAAGGGUGCGAUUUGGGCUGCUGUGGAGCUCUGCGAUAGCAAACACGGGGUCUGCGCGAUGCCCUGUGCCAUCCCUGCUACCUCCAGCAGCAAGGAGUUUCCCAUCUGCUCCUACAGUUGUGUGCACAGCGGGCCAGGGAAAACUCUGGAGUCCAGCACAGCUCUCAAAGACAGUAGCAAACCCUGCAGAAACCCUGCGAGCUGAAACGAAGUGUGAAAUUCCUGCCCGGCUCAGCAAAGGAGAACAGAGCCUUUCCCAACUCCCUGCCGACGAGGUGUUUGGGUUUUUUUAGGUUAGGGAUGGGGUUUUUUUUUUUGGGGGGGGGGAGGAGAUGGAGAGUGGCACACUGUAAUGGGUGAGAUCCAUCACAUAUACAGAGGUUGGGUGUGUUGUGGGUCUGCCUUAAAAGCUGAGCUCCCUUGGGCUGUUAGGAAGUUGCAGCUCUGCUCAGAGCACGUGUUGCACGUACUCACAGGAACAUCUGCACUGGCAGCUGCUUCUGUUUAAAAAGACAGGCACCGAUUCCAGCCUGAGCGCACAGAGCAGUGCAAGCAUAGGAAGAGGAAAGAAGCGUGCUUGCUGGGUUGGCAUGGCUGCAGAAUGCAAACAAAGCUGUCAAAUAGGGCCAGACGGAGGAUGGUGGUAUUAAUGAUGCAUUCACAACUCCUAACCACAAAACGGCUUUCAUUUUAGAAUGGAGAGAUUGAACAACCUUCAGGGAGAAACUUAAUAUUCCUACAACUCUAUAGCCUGAGUCGCAGCACUGUGUCUGAGCUUUGAAGGUGAAAGCUGAACACCUCUGCUGUGGCUCCCACCUUAAAUUGUAGAGAAUGCUGAAGAUUUAUCAAGAACUUUUUCAGGACUUCUAUAGUACGGCAGAAAUCUAAAGUGAAAGUGAUUUAUUUUUUUCAGUUAUUGAAACUGGCAGCAUUGAAAAAGGAAGUUUCUUGAAAUCACCAUCUUAGGGAGAACUGAUAUUUCCUUGGGUUGUUGCCUGCAGUUCAUCAAUUGAGCUUCAGAACUGCUUCAUUUGCCCAGCAAUUAGGAGGGAAUUCCUACUUUGGGGAGAAGGAGUGGAAACAAGAGUGCUUGGAAAACAAUCAAGACUAUUCCCAGUGAGCAAAUAAAUAAAAACUGGUAUUCUUUGUGAGGAAGCAUGGAGAAUAACAGCUGUAGUGUCUUCCUUGUAACUGAGACAAUGCUUACCAAAUGCUCUUACUCUUCUAUGCUGUGUGUUUCCAGCUGUGUGUUUCCUUCCCUGAGCACAGCUGAUACAAGAGCUCACAUCACAGCAGGGUUUCCCUGCAUUGACCCAUCCAUUCACCGCAAUAUAAAAAUGACCAUGAUCCCAUUUCUUUUAAAGAUUAUCAUUUUAUAAGGUGGAUUCAUUUUGCCUGUUCUCAAAGUUAGCCAAAACAAACGAGGAAAUGAAACGUGGGUAAAUCAUCGGGGAUGCAACAAGAAAUCCCAGCACGAAGAGAGUGAAACGUAAGAGAAGGAAGUAGAUGCAGCUGGAGAAAAGCAGCAUAGCAAAUCACGGCAGCAGAUUUUGUAUUCCAGAAGAAAACGGAUGAGAUGCCAAAUGAAAAAGAAGGCAUUUAGUAACGGCUUCCAGCGCCCCGAGCUGUGCUUAAUUUCUGCAGUGCAUUUUUUAACGCUUAAUGACUGUGCGAAGCCCAGCCCAGCACAGACCGAAGCACUGCCGUACAUCAGCUCCCGCUUCCCUUCGUUGGCUGAACGCGUUCCAUGAACGCUUACUGCACUCGGUUGCCGCACGGCUGAGCAGCGCACCGCGCGCCCCACGUGAAAUCAGCGCGGCUGCACGACCCGCAUUGCUCUCGCUUCGCACAACCCUCGGCCCCAGCGCUUCCUGCUGCCUCUCCCGGCUCCGGCCCAGCUGCCUCCGCGCCUCUUGCGGGGGCCGGAGCGGGGAGGAGGAGCCGCUUCCCCCCCCACCCUCCCCUCUUCCUCCGCCCGUCCCCGCCGGGCGGGUCUGGUGCGUGGCAAAGGCUCCGGCUGGGUCUGUGCGGAGCGGGGCAGAGCCUGAAAGCCGUCCCGUAGGCAGCGCCCGCAGUCGGUGUCGGUUUCCGUAGUGGGAUCCGGGCGGGGAAGUCGCCUCCAUGGUGCCCCCGGCGGUGCUGCUGCCCUGGGUGGUGCUGCCGCUGCUCGGGGUGCAGGGUGGAAGCGGCUCUAAGCAGGAAGAAAACCUGCUGGUUCUGACUGUUGCCACCAAGCAGACCGAAGGAUUUCGACGCUUUAGAAGAUCAGCCCAGUUCUUCAACUACAAAAUCCAGGUGCUUGGGCUGGAUGAGGACUGGAAGGGUGGAGAUGACAAGAAGCCAGCAGGAGGUGGGCAGAAGGUCCGUCUCUUGAAAUCAGCUUUGAAGCAGCAUGCAGAUAAGGAAGACUUGAUCAUCCUUUUCACAGAAAGCUAUGAUGUACUCUUUGCAUCAGGCCCCACGGAACUGCUGAAGAAGUUCAAACAAGCCAAGAGCAAGGUGGUCUUCUCAGCAGAGAACUACAUCUAUCCUGACAGAAAGUUGGAAGCCAAGUACCCUACGGUACGAGAUGGAAAGCGCUUCCUGGGUUCUGGAGGCUUCAUAGGUUAUGCUCCAAACCUGAAAAAACUUGUAGAGGAAUGGAAAGGAAAGGACGAUGACAGUGACCAGCUCUUCUACACGAAGAUCUUUUUGGAUCCAGAAAAAAGAGAAAAUAUCAACAUCAGUCUAGACCAUAGAAGUCGGAUCUUCCAAAACCUAAAUGGAGCAUUAGAUGAGGUAGUUCUGAAAUUUGAAAACGCACGAGUGAGAGCAAGAAACUUGUUAUAUGACACUCUGCCUGUAAUAAUUCAUGGGAAUGGACCCACCAAGCUACAGCUGAACUACUUAGGAAACUACAUUCCUCAAAUAUGGACAUUUGAGACUGGCUGUACAGUGUGCGACGAAGGUCUGCGCAGCCUCACAGGUAUUAAGGAUGAGGCUCUGCCAAUGAUUCUGAUUGGCAUUUUCAUCGAGCAGCCCACCCCGUUUCUCUCCCAGUUUUUCUUGCGGCUUCGUAAUCUCCAUUACCCCAAGCAACGAAUUCAAAUCUUCAUUCACAACCACGAGCAGCAUCAUUCAAUGCAAGUGGACUCUUUUGUUAAGGAGCACAGCAAGGAAUAUCUUGCUAUGAAAGUGAUUGGACCAGAUGAUGAGGUGGAGAAUGCUGAGGCGCGUAACUUGGGCAUGGAUUUGUGCAGAAAGGAUCCUGACUGUGACUAUUAUUUUAGCCUGGAUGCUGAAGUAGUUCUGAAGAACACAGAGACGCUAAGGAUUCUCAUUGAACAGAACAAGUCGGUGAUUGCUCCCCUGGUGAGUCGUCAUGAGAAGCUGUGGUCAAAUUUCUGGGGAGCACUGAGCCCUGAUGGGUAUUAUGCCCGCUCAGAAGAUUACGUGGAUAUUGUUCAGAGGAGGAGGGUUGGGCUCUGGAAUGUUCCCUACAUCAGCAGUGUUUACAUGGUGAAAGGUAAAGCCCUACGAUCGGAGCUUGAUGAGGGAGAUCUCUUCCAUGGUGGCAAGCUGGAUGCUGACAUGGCUUUCUGCCACAAUGUGCGGAAUCAGGGAGUCUUCAUGUACUUGACAAAUCGACAUCAGUUUGGACACAUACUGUCUCUGGAGAAUUACCAAACAAGUCACCUCCACAAUGACCUCUGGCAAAUAUUCAGCAACCCUGAGGACUGGAGAGAAAAGUACAUCCAUGAAAACUACACAGCAGCUCUGAAAGGGAAAUUGGUAGAAAUGCCCUGCCCAGAUGUUUACUGGUUCCCCAUAUUCACUGACACUGCUUGUGAUGAGCUGGUGGAAGAAAUGGAGCAUUAUGGCAAGUGGUCCACAGGUGACAAUACGGACAGUAGAAUACAAGGAGGAUAUGAGAAUGUCCCAACUAUCGAUAUCCACAUGAAUCAAAUUGGCUUUGAAAGAGAAUGGUAUAAGUUUCUUCUGGACUAUAUUGCACCCAUCACAGAGAAACUGUACCCAGGAUACUAUACCAAGACUCAGUUUGAGCUGGCCUUCGUGGUCCGCUACAAACCUGAUGAGCAGCCUUCUUUAAUGCCCCAUCACGACGCUUCCACCUUUACCAUUAACAUUGCUCUGAACAGGGUUGGAAUAGACUAUGAGGGAGGAGGCUGCCGGUUUUUGCGUUACAACUGCUCGAUUCGAGCUCCACGAAAAGGGUGGACUCUGAUGCAUCCAGGACGCCUCACCCACUACCAUGAAGGUCUUCCAACCACCAAAGGAACCCGUUAUAUUGCAGUGUCCUUUAUUGACCCCUAGAGCCAUGCUUCACAGGAAAGACCUUUCCCUGGCCCCGCUCACUGCUGACUUUGAGUGGAAACAGGGAAUGCUGCAGAGAGUUUCUAAGGCAUUUGAUCAAAGCUAUUUGGAUAUUGAUUUUUUAAUCAAUGUUAAGACUCCACUACUGGAAGAUCUCCCUCUCUGACACUGCGGGUCAUAUCUAGGAAUGUUGCUGUAGAAUUUGGAAGGAGAUUUUGUGCCUUCAUUUUUGAUUCUGCUCUUCAUCCACUGUGUCUUGGAAAUGCGAUUUACUUGAACCUUCACAGCUUGGUUGGCUUUACAGAAAUGCUUUCUUGGACUGGAAAUCCAGCUCUUCGGAGGCAAGUCACAAGCUUUCUCUCCAAGUAGCUGGAAUCUCUUUUUUAUAUCCACAGCAUAUACAGGACACUAGAAAAUCAUUUCUGGAUAGUAUACCAAACAUAAACAAUCAGGGAGCUGGCUCCAGGAGUCAUAACAGUUACAUGUCAUACCAGAUGAAACUCAGUAGUGAGAGCCUGAAGAUCAUCUGCAUCCUUACCUCUUUGCAGUCUUUGGAAACACAUCACAGAGUUCAGAGCAGCAGCAAUGGCAGUAUAGGUGCUUUGUGUUAGUUAAUGAAGGUCCACUAGUUAUACUUUAUCUCUGGGAUUAGUCUGAAGACAUAAAAAUAAUAAUAAUAAUAACCUCCCUCUCUUCUGUUACCGCAGUUUAAGGGGAGCAUUCAUAGCCAGGCAAAGGGGAGGGCUGACAACAAAUUGAACAGUCAGGGGGGCUUCACUGCUGAAUCAGCUCAGCUCUAUCCAUGUGAAGAUCUUCAAGAGCUCUAAAGGUGAGAUAACAAUCCUGAGGCCUCACUGAUCUUUGGCCUCAUUCCACUUCUUAAUGAUUAUUUCUGUAGUUCCCUUUGCAUCCAGCUUGUUUGAGCCAUCGCUGUUAGAAAACGAUUUUCUGGUACUUAGAGGAAAUCAUUAUUGGGUAUUUCUAUUAUUUGAGAUUGCAAACCAAAGCACCUCACUGCAGUGGGGUUGAGACCAAUAGAAAUGGGUUGGUGAGUGCUGAGAGGUUGUGGCAAACGAAUAGGGAUAAAAAACUGCCACGAAUAGAGCUGUGUGGGGAGGGGGAGCAGGGAGGAACCUUUGUAUUGUCGCCUGUGAGAUACCUGCUCUGCUUUUUAGACACCAUUUUGCGUCUGAAGGCUGGUUUGUUUCACAGGCACUACGUUCACGUUGGGAUUGGGGUGGACCCACAGGGGCUGCUAUCUGAGGGCUCUUUAGGGUUUCUUUCAAUGCUACACCCCCACAUGUGCCCAGGGCAGAAAAACAGUUGAAAAUGGUAAAAAUUCGCGCUAACCGAAACCCGUAACACCUCGUGCUAUAACCAAAUGAAGGGACUUCUUAGGCCAAUGGUUGAGAAAACGUUGACAUGGUGUAUGUAUUUAUUUAGC
Messenger RNA from Phasianus colchicus (ring-necked pheasant), 6030 nucleotides. RefSeq names its product procollagen-lysine,2-oxoglutarate 5-dioxygenase 1 (gene PLOD1). Gene Ontology annotation, molecular function: L-ascorbic acid binding; iron ion binding; procollagen-lysine 5-dioxygenase activity. The record is from RefSeq and is a predicted model, not a curated record. Lineage: Eukaryota; Metazoa; Chordata; Aves; Galliformes; Phasianidae. Gene Ontology annotation, biological process: peptidyl-lysine hydroxylation. Gene Ontology annotation, cellular component: endoplasmic reticulum.